AUGAAGAACACAUGGACACUUCUCUCAGUCCUCUAUCUCCUCACCUCGUCUCUCCCCGAAAACGCACUCGCCCACCCAACCCCAGCCGCCGAUAUCGAGAUCCCUCAAAUCAUCCCUCACCCCGAUCUUCCAAGCCUAAAGUCACUCGGCCUCACAUCCGCGGGUCUCUACGGUCUAUCCAGUGCCAACCACACCGCCCAUACAGCGCACCAACUACAGUCGCGCUUCCAAAUAACCUGCGAAGACCUCGACUGGCCCGACGGCUACGCUGCCGACAACGACCGUGGCGAUAACGGGCGUGCCAAUAUGCUUGAUGCGCAGGCAUGCUUGAAUUACCUCUCUAAAACAGGCAGCGCACCCUGCACGGUGUCCUUCAUGUACUCAGCUGUUAUUUGGUGUCGCGCUGGCACAGCAACUGUGGGCGGGACACAUGCGUCGGGGGUUACUCGGACUGUGAUUUCUACAUGGGAUGUAGCGAUCGGUGGGCAGGAGAUUAUUGACCAGUGUAACUGGCCCAGAGGGGUCGCUGGAGCCAACGCCGCGAAUGGGAAUGGAGGUUUAAUCGUCAAAAUUGAGAAGUUCAAUGAAACCUUAAAGCCAAUAGGUCCAAUACAUCAUUGA
Talaromyces proteolyticus is the source of this 621-nucleotide messenger RNA. RefSeq lists its product as uncharacterized. Bases 1 to 621 code for a protein of 206 amino acids. The transcript is spliced from 4 exons. Lineage: Eukaryota; Fungi; Ascomycota; Eurotiomycetes; Eurotiales; Trichocomaceae. The record is from RefSeq and is a predicted model, not a curated record.